AAAAAAGUUAUAUUUUUCACUUUCUUAUCUUUCUUGAUAAGAGAUCAGAGAGUCUGUUGUUUUAUCUCAUCUUAUCUCCUUAUACAGAGGCAGCUUGACCCAUAUAUAUCACUCUAUGUAAAAGUUAAAUGAGUUUUUUUAGUUGUUAAAGAAAGUCGCAAGAAAACGUACAAUGCUGCAAGCUUCGAAAGUUCUGCAAUUUUCACCUAAUUAUUUGUCGUCUAGAAAUAUCCUGACAAUGGCUUCAGCAGCAUCCACGGAUGUGCAGGUGUCCGUCACUCCAUCAUCCUGCCUUCAUGAUGAGCCUGUGCAAAUCAGGGUGGAAGGACUUUCACCUAAUCAGGAUGUUACUCUUAAUAUGUCUAUGAAGGAUACCAGGAAUGUUCAUUAUAUUUCAACUGCUCAUUAUAGAGCUGACAGCAAUGGACAAGUGGAUGUGGAAAGUAUGGAGUCCUUAGGUGGGAGUUACACCGGGCAUUUUCCCAUGGGGCUUAUUGGCACCUUGCACCCUGCCCCUUCAGAGUACAAGUUCACUCGCUUCUUCAAGAGGGACGUCCUGAACCCUAACAUUUUAGAGUUAAGUGUAUUUGAUAGACACCUGACUGAAGAGGAAGUGUGUGCCCCCGAGAGUGAGAAAGCCUUGGCCAGUACAAAGCACGAACGUCACUACAUGGGGCCAGGAGUUCAGCGGAUCCCAGUGCGCUAUGGAAAAGUUAGGGGGACUCUCUUUCUCCCAGCAGGCGAGGGUCCCUUUCCUGGCGUAGUCGACAUGUUUGGAACGGCAGGCGGCCUCUUGGAGUAUCGGUCGGCACAGCUGGCGUCAAGAGGAAUUGCCGCGCUGUCCCUCGCCUUCUUCGCAUAUGACGACCUGCCCAAGACACUGGAGGAAUUCAACAUUUCAUAUUUCGAGGAAGCCGUGGAGUUUCUUCUAAAGCAUGAAAAGGUGCGUGGUCCAGGGGUAGGGGUCAUUGGAACUAGCAAAGGGGGAGACCUGGCUUUGUCCAUGGCAGCAUUUAUUCCGUCUAUUAUAGCUUGUGUUACAAUCAAUUGUUACAACUCUCCAAUCGGUGUGGGAAUACGUGUUAAGGACCGUCUCUAUCCGUGUCUGCCAGACCAUGAUUAUCAAAAAAUUUGUCUCGAUAAUGAAGGUGCCGUUGUCAUACGCAGAGACGUGCGCGACCCUCGUAAAAGCAAAGAGUCAACCCUCCCCAUCGAACAGAGCAAUGCAGCCUUCUUGUUCCUUGUGGGCAGCGACGAUCAAAACAUACACUCGGAAUUCUAUGCCCAAUUGGCCUGCCAGCAACUGCGCUCACACAACUUCCAAAAGUGGUUUGAGGUCUGCUCGUACCCUGGAGCUGGCCAUCUCCUGGAGCCACCGUACUCGCCUCAUUGCUCGGCAUCAUUCCAGCACACCUUCAUGCUGCCAGUCCGCUGGGGGGGGAGGGGCAAGUUCCACAUCCUUGCGCAGGAGAAAGCUUGGUUCAAGAUGAGGGAGUUUUUGCUCCAACAUUUAGGCUGCGACAAUAAUGUGGUGAAAGAAGCAGACUGUCAGAAAGUUGCAUUUUUGAAGAGUCAUUUGUAAUUGGUUUACUGAGCAUUGUAACUUGUGCAGUAUAUUUACCAUUGAAGGUCUGGAUAGGAAAGUGGUUGAAAAAAUAAUGACUUUUCAAGGUUGGGAAAAUCAUAGGUACCAUUAUUGGAUAUAAGGCUAUGAUCCAGUCACCCUUUCUUUUUCUCUCUCUUCUUGUUGUUAGUAGUAGUAAUAGUAAUAGUAGUCUUCUUCUUCUUCUUCUUCUUAGUCUUCUUCUUCGUCUUCUUCUCCUUCUUCUUCAUCUUCUUCAUCUUCUUCUUCCUCUUCUUAGAUAAUUUUCAAAGUGAAUAGAGGAUAACUGGAAUUACAUAUCUAUGAAAUUGCAGAAUUCCAUCAGUUGUAGAGAAAACCAGUUAAAUGCAAUCCUAAUAACAUAUUUCCAUGGCUGGCUCCUUCAUGUAUGCUAUACUGUUGACACUUCCAUUGAUGGCUGUAAAUAAUGGAAUACUGUAAUUCCUAUAAGAAGUGCCUUCUUGUUCUUGUAUUUAUACUAUUUAUACUGUUUGAGGUGAGCUUUUGAAUUAGCACUCUAAGCUAGACAUCUCAAUCAUAUCAACAUGUGUGAUAUAUAUUUAAGUAAUUAUUGAGUUUGUGAAUUUUUUUUUUAACAUCCAUACAUGGUACAGAUAUGGUUUCUACAAGGAUAGAUAUUUAUUAGUUUUCAGUCGAGUCUUUCCUCCAGUGAUGUGAUAUCUCUUAGUCUUCAGUAAAUAAAGUUGUAGAGUUUUGAAUAGAGUGAGUUAUUUCACAAGAUCAAGUAUUCAUUAUUUUUAUUCUACACUCUUUAUUAGAUCUAUUCAGUCUUGAAGGCUUGAAAGUUGAUACACUUGAGUACUUGAUCUAUGCAUGUGAAAUUUUUCAUUUUCUUUAGUUGCUUCUCCACUUUCGUUCCUGAAUAGAGGAAGCGUUGUUGAAUCAUUUGUUGUAUUCUAGCUUUUAAUCUGUUGGAUCCGGGUGAUUUGCAGCCCAUACUGAAUUCCAGGCAUUAGGCUUUUGUGAGUAGUGAGUCUCCCAGGUGUGUGUGGCUUGUAGGCCUGGAUCACACAAACACUCAUGUGCAUUAUCAAGAGACUUUGCCUCCCCAUUGCAAUGCUAUUGUCUCUUUUUCUGAAUAAGUAAUACUUUUGCUUUUUUUGCCAUUUUCCAAGAUCUUUAUUUGUCUUUUCAUGUACUGUAUCAAAACAAUUACAAUAAGUAACAGUGUUAUUUGUGUCAUUUUUGGAAUGUUCAUAUGAAAUUUUAUGGAGCAGACCCUGCACUGCCAAUCAACGCAGACAGUAAUAGGAUCCUGAGCAUGAGCUUGGAAGGAGUGUCUUUCCUGAAACUGGCACUCUUUCAACCUUGGCUCUUGGAUGAUACAUUGCAACCACAUUUACUGGUGGAAAUAAUGCAAGGGUCCCUCCUUAAAUUGCCACUGAAUCCAAUCUUCCUCUAAGAGCUUUGUGCACAUGUGAUGGCACAUUCCCGUCAACCCGGCCCUCAGCCUAAAUUUUCCUGUUUCCUGGCCCUCAGCCUGAUUUUUUUUUUUUUCAUGAUAGGACAGUCAUGUCAUCCAGAUCCAAUUGGUUAAUUUUUAAUGUGCACCCAUAGAAGGAUUCCAUUCAUGUAAAGGUCUUAGGAAUAUGAGUAUUUAACAGGAUUUAGAAAGAUGAUAACAGAAUAAUAAAGGUUAUAGUAUAUUUAGGGUUGUAAUUGUGAUAUUUUUUUUUUACAUGUAUACAUUUAUAGAUUUAGAAAUCUAUAGAACAAAAUAGUAUUUUUUAUUCAACUCUAUAGACUAUAUGUUGUUGUUUUUUUAAUUGGAAAUGUACAUAAAUGAAACUUAUAAAUACAGCAUUUAUUUUAUGGUAAAGAAA
Penaeus indicus is the source of this 3447-nucleotide messenger RNA. RefSeq names its product acyl-coenzyme A thioesterase 1-like. Gene Ontology annotation, biological process: fatty acid metabolic process; acyl-CoA metabolic process. The transcript has 7 exons. The coding region runs from base 173 to 1582 and encodes 469 amino acids. The record is from RefSeq and is a predicted model, not a curated record. NCBI's taxonomy places the organism in Eukaryota, Metazoa, Arthropoda, Malacostraca, Decapoda, Penaeidae. Gene Ontology annotation, molecular function: fatty acyl-CoA hydrolase activity.